Clunio marinus is the source of this 763-nucleotide messenger RNA. The record is from the annotation of a GenBank genome assembly. NCBI's taxonomy places the organism in Eukaryota, Metazoa, Arthropoda, Insecta, Diptera, Chironomidae.
AAUAAAGUUUUGCUUCAACUUGUAAAAUUUACGUUCCUCAUAAUUUAUGCUUAAUAAUCGUUAAGAAAAAUGAAAUUAAAGUUCUAUGUGCUGAAUCGUGAUUCAAGUUUAUUUACCUGUUUUGUCAUAAGAACAGAUCUAGGAGUCAAUACUUACUUACUUGGAUAUAAAACUUCAAAACAACUUGAAACUUCGAGGAUAUUUUGUUUAAAUCCAUACAGCUUCCAUAUGUUUUUAAAUGAAUUAAACAACUGCCCAACAUAUCAUCGUGCUGUUGCCAUCAAUAUCAAAAGGUCAAGUGAUCCAUAUGUGAUACAACUCGUACAAUGCAAAUCAGAAUUUAUUGAUAAAACUUGGGGCGAAAUUAUAAGACUUCUAAUAUGGGAGCAGCUAGAAAUUGAUCAUAUGAUGAGUUGGCUCUCAACACUUGGCGGUGCUUUCUCAGCUUUAGGUGAUUACUUCGAGACUUCUGCUGAGAUCGCUGGAAAAAUUUCAAUACAACAAAUGAGACUUGCAUUUCGAUUAGGUGAUCCUGGUCUUAGAUCCCGUUGUCUAUUAUAUUUCAGUAUAUCACUCAUUCAAAAACAUGAAUUCAAAAUUGCUCAAAAAAUUAUUAAAUCGCAAUAUGAGUUUGCUAAACAACAUGACGACGUUCGGCUCAUUAAAAUGUGCCUUGGUAUUUGGUCAAAACUUCAAUGGACUCACAAAAUUUCAAGACAAAGUAAAAAAGCUCAAGUCAUAAAGUAAAGAUUUUUAUACAAUU